AUGAAAUUUCUAACUACAAAUUUUUUGAAAUGCUCGGUUAAAAGCUGCGACAACAGCAAUUUAAACUUCCCCCUACAUUAUGAUGGUGCAAAUUGCCAACUUGAGCAAGAUGAAAGCAUUGAAUUCAACCCUGAGUUCCUACUUAGAAUCAUAGAUAGAGUCGAUUGGCCAGCAGUAGUGACUGUAGCAGCAGAUCUAGGUAACAAAGAACUUCCACAACAAAAACCUGAAUUUGAAGAGAACUUGACAGACGAAGACAUGGUCAUCUUGAGAGACUUGCAUACGUUGUUGAUCCAAACAAACAUUAAGGAAGGCCAAAUGGAAUGUAAGAAUUGCGGACAUGUAUAUUACAUUAAGAACAGCAUUCCAAAUUUACUACUACCUCCACAUUUAGCAUGA
Molecule: messenger RNA, 399 nt
Organism: Kluyveromyces marxianus DMKU3-1042
Lineage: Eukaryota; Fungi; Ascomycota; Saccharomycetes; Saccharomycetales; Saccharomycetaceae
Gene: TRM112
Product: RNA methylation protein TRM112
Exons: 1
Coding region: 1-399 (132 amino acids)
Biological process (GO): rRNA (guanine-N7)-methylation; peptidyl-glutamine methylation; tRNA methylation
Molecular function (GO): protein heterodimerization activity
Source: RefSeq, a predicted model, not a curated record